CAAGUGUUUUCUUUGGUUUGGCUUCGUUUGCCGUUUUAUUCGUUCGACGUGCGCGAUAGCGAACGGUUGUUGCUUUGUCUUUGUCUUGCGCCUUUUUGUAUCUGACGGAUACGCGAGUCUCGCGAACGCGCUCUCAAUUUAUCUCUGUGUGUCUGUGUGUGCGUGUGAAGAAAGAGCAAUAUUUAUAUAAAAAAAAAAACGAAGAAAUAAAUAUAUAUAAAAAAAAAAUGUUGUUGGUGGCGAAAUAACGAAAUAACGCCAACAACAAUUGUCGAUGAAACAGCAGCAACAGCAGCAACCACCGCAUAAGAAAUAGUUUUUCCAGUGCAAAAAACCAAAUGCUCAUUAUAUAAAUCAUCAUCAAAAUUGUGUUAAAUAUAUCAUCUUAUACGAAGCACAUGCAAAUGCGUCAAGUGCUUGGCAGAUUUCAAACUCAACUCUGUGUGGAUAGCAGCAACAUUAACGACUUUUCUUGGAGCCAACAAUAAGCCAUGUGCCUGCUGCCAUAAACAAAGUCACGCUUCCUAAUUGAAAAGUGCCAGCUAAAUGGACGCGUAGCACACCAAGCUAGAGUGAGAGAGUGCGUGAUAGAGAGAGAGAGAGAGAGAGAAAACAAGACGCAGUGCAGUUUGGUUUGGACAACAAGAGAGCGAGCAGUCACAGAAGACACACACACACACACACACACGACGAAGCGUAGUAACCAAAACAGAGGCCAAAAUGUGCAGCUCUACAAAAAUGGUUUACAGUUAUAGAAUUUUAUGGCUUUCCGGCGUUUUACUAGCUCACCUUUUGCUGGUGGCGAUAACGGCACAGGAGCCAGCCAGUCCAGUAUUUCAAAAUCACAAGACGAAGGAAUGGACGAAUUUAGAUAAUAUAACAUUUUCCUUCGAUUGCAAGCGGCGUUCCGUGGGAUUUUAUGCGGAUAUGGAGUACAAUUGCCAGAUAUUUCAUAUGUGCGAUGAGGAGGGCAAUCGAAUACCACAUUUGUGCGCCAACGAGACGAGCUUUAAUCAGGAAUACAGAAUAUGUGAUUGGGAUUAUAAUUUUAACUGCACAGAGUCACCGAAAUGGUUCUAUCUGAAUGAGUUAACGUACGCCACAGAUCCGCCAGACGAAGAUGAAGAUGACUACUAAAUGCAAUUAACUAAAUAUUUAUUGUCUUUGAGGAGCAAAAACAAACUAAAUUAAAUGCCGCAUAACUGAAAAAAAAUUGAAUGAUAUAAAAGCGAAAAAAACCUAAAUGGAGAGUAAAUUUCCAUGAAAAUGUUAACUAAUUUAAGAAAUUUGUUGACAAUUUUUGUUGAGUUUCGUUUUUGUACAAUUGUAUGUAGUCUAAUUUUGAGUACUGUAUUGAAUGAGAGUCGUGUAAAUAAUGUAAAUAGAAGGCCAGUAACUAAUAACAACUUUAACAACAUCAACAACAACUACAACAAUUCAAGGCCG
Messenger RNA from Drosophila innubila, 1446 nucleotides. RefSeq lists its product as uncharacterized. The record is from RefSeq and is a predicted model, not a curated record. Bases 721 to 1137 code for a protein of 138 amino acids. The transcript has 5 exons. Gene Ontology annotation, cellular component: extracellular region. Lineage: Eukaryota; Metazoa; Arthropoda; Insecta; Diptera; Drosophilidae. Gene Ontology annotation, molecular function: chitin binding.